Molecule: messenger RNA, 2621 nt
Organism: Acyrthosiphon pisum (pea aphid)
Lineage: Eukaryota; Metazoa; Arthropoda; Insecta; Hemiptera; Aphididae
Product: glycine-rich RNA-binding protein 2-like
Exons: 2
Coding region: 1598-2314 (238 amino acids)
Source: RefSeq, a predicted model, not a curated record
UUCUAAUUUUUUGAAUUGAAACUUGAUUAAAAUUGAAUUAGGUAAACUUGUCUACUGUUAGGAUUUAAAAAAAAUUUUACAAAAAUAAUUAUAUGAGUCACGAAAGCUUACACCCCCGCCUCAGCUCAUUCUAGGAGUAUGUCAAUUUUUAAGUUAGAAAUUCUACGGGAAUCAAAAACGGGUAAAAUUCCUCAGGUGUUGAAUAACACAAACAAGACACAUCGCAUCAUAAAUCAAAAAAUGGGAAUCUUGACGUGAGUAUGUACUAUGUACCAUAUUUCAAUAUUAACUGUAAGUAAUUUUAAUAUCCGUCGUACAAAUCAGGGCUGAAUUUUAGGGAGGUGUGGGACCCUGACCCUUGUGCAUUUUAAUGUACAGACCUAACAGUGUACUUAAAGGUUUAUAAAAAAAGGCUGAUGAAGCAAUGUAUGACAGUGUAUGUUACGAUUAUAAUUAUUUGAAGUACAGUUACUCAUUUUAUUUAAUUUAGUAUUGCAAACUAUAGAGUACGGUAAACUGUCAACAAUUAUUUAUUCUUCACGUACAGCUGGUAAUGUCACGUGCAUUCACACGUUCGUUGUCGAUCGAUGAGUUCCAAGUAACGACAUCUACCUUUAGCCCAUAGGUAUAUAUUUUCUUACACUCAUCCACCAACUUACUUUCUUUAAAAAUAAUAAAAAUAAUAUAAAAUUAAAAUUUAAUAAAAUUCAAUGCUCAAUAUGAAAAUUUUUAGGUAGUUUAUUUUCGUUUUUAUGAAAACCAAAGCCAGAAAUCGACUUAAUGUUCAAUACACGAAACGUAUUAUUAUAAAAUCACGAUAAGCAAAAUCUUAUCGUGGAUCUGUGACGUCCUAUCGUAUCGGCCACAUGUACAAUUACUUAUAAAUAUAACAUAUUAUUUAGUAGCAUACCUAAGGUACCUAUAUAAUAUAUGUGCACGCGAGAGACUGAAGUGUGCGUACAUAAUGUGUCGUCGAGGAGGUACCUGUGUAUUCCUUUGUCUCGGUACGGUCGGCGGUCCUGUGACUGUAACAAAUCGAAUUUAGUCGGUUUUGAGGAUCACACGCGGUUAUCGGGCGAGGGGGAAGGAGGAGGAGCAGGAGGAGACCGCGAAAAGAAGUUCUUUAGGUUUUUUCCCCCCGUCAUCUUCGCGUUUAUCUUCGCACCUUGUUCGUACACCACAUAUGUAUUGAACCCGCCGCCGCCACGCCAAGUCGCUAGACGAAUAAUAUAAUAGCAAUAUAUUAUUACAUUAUGUGAAAAACACUGAAACGACGAAAAAAAUACAUAUAAUAUUGUUAUGCAGAUAUUAUACCGUGCGGCGUGCGCUCGUAAACUGCGGUAACGAUUAAUAAAUCGACACGUAUGAAGGUCAUAUGAGGUUAUAUUAUAAACGAACGCGUGUGUGCCCGAGUUUAUAUAAAAUCCCAUGGUACGUAAGAAAUUUAAAUACAUCGAUUUGAGACGUCAACCGUCGUCGUCGUCAUCGAUUCGUAUCAGCGAGUGUGAUAAUUGCAGUUGAAAUUUUAUCAUCGACAUUCAUCCCAAAGUGCUACCCGCCGGACGAGAAACCCGACAGAGGAGGACGCAAAAGCGUUAUGAACCGUUCGUUGCUGACCGCGGUCUGCCUGUGGCUGUGCAGCGGAAGGUGUGGCGGGGCUCCCGCGGCGGGUCUGCUUCCAACUCACCGGCGGCCGGCCGUCGAAUCGCACCCGAUGUCGUUGGUGGCCACGCUGCACCCUGCCAGAAGUCGCGGGUUCGCUUCGCAGCAGCAGAAGAAGUCGGCAGCGGCGGGGACUACGGUGUCCGUGGCUCCGGAAGAUAGUGUGCAGCCGGCGGAUCAAGACGUUGCGGACACGGUCGGAUUCAACUUCGGCCUCGGGUUCGGGCUGGACACGCCGCUCAUCGAUUCGCUGCUUGAACGGCUGAUCAGACGUAAACAGCUCCUGAUGGCAGCGGCUGCGGCCGCUUACCCGGGCGCCGGUGGUUGGGGCGUGGGCGCCGGCGGCGGUGGAGGUUACUUUCCGGGACCAGCGGUCGUAUUCCCGUUAGGCGGGGGCGGUGGUGGCGUGGGCGGAGGUGGUGGAGGCGGCAUUCUCCCGUGGAACAGGCCCGCUGCAUAUCCGUUCCCGUUCGUACCGUCCCUGAAUCCGUUCAGUGGUGGAGGCGGUGGCAGUGGAGUUGGCGGCGGUGGUUGGGGAGGUUUCGGCGGUGGUGGAAUCGGUGGCAGCGGUUGGGGCGGUGGUUGGGGCGGUUUCAAUCCACUGUUCGAUUUCGAUGAUUUCGGGUGGAAGAACAACAACGCACAACAAUAAGCCCUCUCAAAUAUUACAUAAAUAUUAUGAUCAUUGUAAUUAUAAAUUAAUUUAUAUAAAAACAAAUCUGUUUAAUAUUAAGAAAAUAUAAUAUUACGUUUAUAAUAAUUAAAUAGGCAUAGAAAAGGAAUUUUUGUCUGAAAAUUAAUUGUGUAACGUAAUUCACAGUUAGUGUCUAUAUGUAACUCACUACAGGCAAUCAAGACAUUUUUUUUUUAAAUUAUAAUUUAUAUUUGUGUUAACUAUUAAUGUAAUCACUUAGUACACUAUACAAUUAACUAACAGUAUAAUAUAUAAAUAAUUAUAA